This is a messenger RNA of Haliotis rubra (blacklip abalone), 447 nucleotides long. RefSeq lists its product as uncharacterized. Lineage: Eukaryota; Metazoa; Mollusca; Gastropoda; Lepetellida; Haliotidae. Bases 4 to 447 code for a protein of 147 amino acids. The transcript is spliced from 2 exons. The record is from RefSeq and is a predicted model, not a curated record.
GGGAUGAGAAACACCCCUCAGGAGGAUGAUUGUUCACUGAAAACAAAAAAUGACAGGGCUGCUGCUGAUGUGUAUCAUCUAUUCCACGUUGGGGAGACAGAGAAACUGUUCAAUGAGGCAUUUCGUGAGCAUGCCACGACAUCCACAAACUGUAAGGGGGACCUGGUUAUGGAUAUAGAGCAUGAACAGCAGUGGGGCCUCAACUGGACAGAGAGACUGAAAUGUACCAACUGUGGCUACCUGUCUAAGCAUCAUAAGCUCUACAAAGAGGUAGAAGUAGCUGCGGCGAAGAAGGGACGUCGCUCCUCCACUGCUAACACUGGACUCCAGAUAGGCCUGUCGAAAUGUCCCAUGGGGAGUGAGAGUUUCCGUGUCCUCUGCAUGAGUGCAGAUAUUCCACCCCCCAUCCAGUUCAGGCAUGCAGAAAGCUGCAAACAGAGUUUGUGA